Molecule: messenger RNA, 3644 nt
Organism: Pteropus alecto (black flying fox)
Lineage: Eukaryota; Metazoa; Chordata; Mammalia; Chiroptera; Pteropodidae
Gene: ADAMTS1
Product: ADAM metallopeptidase with thrombospondin type 1 motif 1
Exons: 9
Coding region: 527-3373 (948 amino acids)
Biological process (GO): extracellular matrix organization; proteolysis
Cellular component (GO): extracellular matrix
Molecular function (GO): zinc ion binding; metalloendopeptidase activity
Source: RefSeq, a predicted model, not a curated record
GCCUGAUUCUUGCACUCGCUGGAAAGCCGCUCCGAGCCUAGGUCCACUCCAAAACCAGGUCGCGCAGUACGACCGAGAGGACAGAGCCCUGCGCAGAGCGAACAGCACCGUGGUCAAGGCGGAGGCUGAAGAGGGGCUCCAGGCAUCGAUCCUCCCUUGCCCGGUGCCACCCGCCCCGGAGGCGUCCCAGGGCGCUUCUUGUCCCCGCAGCAUCCACCCCUCCAGCGCCUGCAGCGCGUUCCUUCCAACUCUGCGCUGGAAGAAAAACUUCCCGCUCGCAGGCAGAACUGCAGCGCCUCCUCCCAAGAGACUCCGGGAGCCCUGUCUGCGGCGGCUCUGCGCGUUUUUUCAAAGAAUAAUAGUAAUCGUUAGCUUUAACCAUCCAGAGCGAGGCCAACGAGGCUCUGCAUUCCCGACCCAAACAAUAGCCUUCUCGCUCCUUGCGCUGCAGCGCGCGGUGCCUCCCGGCGCUCGGGUGCAGCUAGCAGUCUCCGCGGGGUUCUGAAGGCGUACGGCAGGCGGCGACAUGGGGAACACCGAGCUGGCGUGGCGGUCUCGGGGCUCGCAGCCUGCGCGGGUGCUGCUGUUCGCGGCGGCCGCAGCACUGCUGGUUGCGCCCGGCGCGCAGGGGCGCCCCGCCGAGGAGGAUGAGGAGCUGGUGUUCCCAACAGUGGAGCGCGCUUCGGGACUCAGGACCGCGCACCUCCGCCUGGACGCCUUCGGCCAGCAGCUGAGCCUGGAGCUGCAGCCGGACCGUGGCUUCUUGGCGCCCGGCUUCACUCUCCAGACCAUGGGGCGCAAACCAGGGCUCAACGCGCCGGGUCCGGACCCCGUGGGUGACCUGGCUCACUGCUUCUACUCCGGCACUGUGAAUCACGACCCCAGCUCAGCAGCGGCUCUCAGCCUCUGCGAGGGCGUGCGCGGCGCCUUCUACCUGAAGGGCGAGGAAUACUUCAUCCAGCCCGCGCCUGCGGCGGCCACCGUGCGCCUCGCCCCCGCCGCCGCCACCGGGGAGGAGCCACCGACGCAGUCCCAGUUCCAUCUCCUGCGGCGGAGGCGGCGGGGAGGCGGCGGCGCUAAGUGCGGGGUUAUGGACGACGAGACUCGGCUCGCAAGGGGCGCAGGGCCAGAGGACGAGGACGCCGAGGCUCAGUGGCGGCGGAGGGACCCAGCGCCGCAGCGCGCGGGGCAGCCAACAGGAAGUGGAAGCAUAAGAAAGAAGCGAUUUGUGUCCAGCCCCCGUUACGUGGAAACCAUGCUUGUGGCCGACCAUUCCAUGGCAGAGUUCCACGGUAGUGACCUAAAGCAUUACCUUCUCACCUUGUUCUCCGUGGCUGCCAGGCUGUAUAAACACCCCAGCAUUCGGAAUUCAAUUAGCCUGGUGGUAGUGAAGAUCCUGGUCAUCUAUGAUGAACAGAAAGGGCCAGAAGUGACCUCCAACGCUGCCCUUACUCUGAGGAACUUCUGCAGCUGGCAAAAGCAGCAUAAUCCACCCAGUGACCGAGAUGCUGAGCACUAUGACACAGCGAUUCUUUACACCAGACAGGACCUGUGUGGGACCCAGACAUGUGAUACUCUUGGGAUGGCUGAUGUUGGAACUAUAUGUGAUCCCAGCAGAAGCUGCUCAGUCAUAGAAGAUGAUGGCUUACAAGCUGCCUUCACCACAGCUCAUGAAUUAGGCCACGUGUUUAACAUGCCACACGAUGAUGCAAAGCAGUGUGUCAACAUUAAUGGUGUCAACAAGGAUUCCCACAUGAUGGCGUCAAUGCUUUCCAGUUUGGACCACAACCAGCCGUGGUCUCCCUGCAGUGCCUACAUGAUCACCUCGUUUCUGGAUAAUGGUCAUGGAGAAUGUUUGCUGGACAAGCCUCAGAGCCCCAUACAACUCCCCUCUGACCUUCCUGGGACCUUGUAUGAUGCAAACAAGCAGUGCCAGCUUACAUUUGGGCAGGAGUCCAAACACUGCCCAGACGCAGCCAGCAUAUGCACAACCCUCUGGUGCACCGGCACCUCGGGCGGAAUGCCAGUGUGCCAAACCAGACACUUCCCUUGGGCAGACGGCACCAGCUGUAAAGAAGGGAAAUGGUGUGUCCACGGCAAGUGUGAGAACAAGACAGACAUGAAGCAUUUUGAUACUCCCGUUCAUGGAAGCUGGGGGUCAUGGGGACCCUGGGGAGACUGUUCGAGAACCUGUGGUGGAGGAGUUCAGUAUACAAUGAGGGAAUGUGACAACCCAGUCCCAAAGAACGGAGGGAAGUACUGUGAAGGCAAGCGUGUGCGCUACAAGUCAUGUAACAUUGAGGACUGUCCAGAUAAUAAUGGAAAAACCUUUAGAGAGGAGCAAUGUGAGGCUCACAAUGAGUUCUCCAAAGCUUCCUUCGGGAGUGGGCCCGCGAUGGAGUGGACACCCAAGUACGCCGGAGUCUCACCGAAGGACAGGUGCAAGCUCAUCUGUCAAGCCAAAAGCAUCGGCUACUUCUUUGUUUUGCAGCCCAAGGUGGUAGAUGGCACUCCAUGUAGCCCAGAUUCCACCUCUGUCUGUGUGCAAGGACAGUGUGUAAAAGCUGGGUGUGAUCGCAUCAUAGACUCCAAAAAGAAGUUUGAUAAAUGCGGUAUUUGUGGAGGAAAUGGAUCUACAUGCAAGAAAGUAUCAGGAUCAGUUACUAGUGUCAAACCUGGAUAUCAUGAUAUUGUCACAAUUCCAGCUGGGGCCACAAACAUUGAAGUGAAACACCGGAAUCAGAGGGGUUCCAGAAAUACUGGAAGCUUCCUUGCCAUCAAAGCUGCCGAUGGCACAUAUAUCUUGAAUGGCAACUACACUUUGUCCACUUUAGAACAAGACAUUACGUACAAAGGCACCAUCUUGCGGUACAGUGGCUCCUCUGCAACGCUGGAGAGAAUCCGCAGCUUUAGCCCUCUCAAAGAGCCCUUGACCUUCCAGGUCCUCACCGUGGGCAAUGCCCUGCGACCGAAAAUUAAGUACACCUACUUUGUGAAGAAGAAGAAGGAAUCUUUCAACGCCAUCCCUACUUUCUCAGAAUGGGUCAUCGAAGAGUGGGGCGAGUGUUCCAAGUCGUGUGGACUGGGCUUACAGAGAAGACUGGUGGAGUGCCGAGACCUCAACGGGCAGCCUGCUUCCGAGUGUGCGAAGGAAGUGAAGCCAGCCAGCAGCAGACCUUGUGCGGACCUGCCCUGCCCCCACUGGCAGCUGGGGGAUUGGUCGCCAUGUUCCAAGACUUGUGGGAAGGGUUACAAAAAGAGAACCUUGCAGUGUCUGUCCCAUGAUGGGGGGGUGUUGGCUCAUGAGAGCUGCGAUCCUUUAAAGAAGCCCAAACAUUACAUAGACUUUUGCACGAUGGCAGAAUGCAGUUAAGCAGGGUCGGUGUUGAGAGAAAGAUGAGGUGAGAGAGGGCUGAGGCGCUGAAGUCAAGAAGGCUGGAGGGAUCGAUCCAGUGGUACCUCAUUGGAGAUCGGAGUGCAGCGGUAGGUAGAAAAGUAGAUGAUCAGAAUAUCCUGCCAGUUACAAAUUUGAUAGGAUAGUUAAAAAGAUUAUUAAUCUCUGAGGAAAGAUAUAGCAUGAUAAAGCCCCCCCGGGCAUUAUUAUUUUUUCCUUUUGUUACAUCUCGACAUGUUUUUAAAAUACA